UGUAGAUUUUCUGUGGUUAAUUUAAAAUGGCAAGUCGUACAGCUUGGCAAACGGAAAAAUCAUUUAAAAAGACAAACCGGCGCAUGUUGCAAGAUGGCACACUUUGUGACGUCAUUUUCUUAGUCGGGAAUGAAAAAAAAAGAAGAAGUGAAAGCUCACAAAUUUAUCCUGGCGAGCAGGAGUCCCGUAUUCUAUGCUAUGUUCUGUGGUUCACUCGCAGAGUCAAGUAAAACCAUACAAGUUCCAGAUAUAGAACCCGAGAUAUUCCGAGUAUUAUUACAGUUCAUUUAUACCGAAGAUUGCACGGUCAACGUGGAUAACGUCAUGCCCCUUUUGUACAGUGCGAAGAAAUACGAAACCAACCGGCUUACAGAAAAAUGUAAAGAUUACUUAAAUACCAAACUCUCCAUCGACAAUGUCUGUGUCAUACUACAACAUGCAUACAAGUUUGAUGAAAGUGAACUAGAAGAAAAAUGUCUUGAAUUUGUUUUUGAGAAUGGAGAAAACGUACUAAAAUCCGAUGGAUUUUCUUCUUUACCGAAAGAAGUACUUCAGAAAAUUAUCGAAUCGGAUAAUCUCAAUGCCGACGAUUUAAGUAUUUACGACGCAUGCAAGAGAUGGGCAGUUGAACAGCAGAAACAAAAAUGUAAGAAACAAAAAUAUCCCGGAACUGAGCUUAGACAGGAGCUAGGGGAAAUAGUAUAUUCUAUAAGAUUCCCUACAAUGUCGUUAGAAACAUUUGCAAAACGUGUAGCUGUAGAAGACAUUUUAACACCAGAAGAAAAGGUCAGUGUUUUUCAAAGCUUAGCAGGUGUUGAUACUAAAACACUGUUGCAUCGAUUUCGUAAUACCAAUCGUAAACGAGUACAGAAACAACACUUAAAAUUGUCAAGAUUCGAUUCAAUCCACGGUAAAAGUUGGUUAUAUAGUGGCUACUCACCAGAUGCAAUUAACUUUAAAGUGUCCAAUCAAGCCAGACUUGUAGGUGUGAGUCUGUUUGCCCCAAGUUCGGCGGGAAAGGUAGAGGGAGAAGUUAGUUUAAAAGUUGGAACUACUACUUUAGCAUCCAGAAGUGAUCUUAGGAUAAAGUAUGAGCAGUCGAAGUACGUUGAGGAUGUGUUGUUUGAUCAACCAUACACAGUUGAACCAGGGACGUAUUAUACAAUAUAUGCCUUGCUGAAAGGCGCACAAACAUAUUCAGGCAAUAUUGGCAACCAGAGGAUUUCCUCUGGUACAUUUGAUCUGUCUUUUUUCUCAAGCAAUGCAAGUAAAAAUUUCACAUCCGUAGAGAAAGGACAAAUUCAUUCCCUUAUUCUAGAAGUAUCUACUACUGCAUGAAAACACAAACUAAAGUGACUGGACUCUAGAUUUUUUAAUUGAAGCUUUGUCAUAUUAUGAACAUUAGAACAUGAGUUUUUGUGUCUAGACAUAAAAAAAAUUAAUCAUGAAACAAACGCAUUUCAAUUUUGAAUGGAAAAAAAGUAAAAGUAACUCAUUUUCAAGUGUUUCCAUGACAAAUAAUCUGUCAAAGCCUUCUUAAGAAAUAUAGCAAUAAUUAUCUUAAAAUUUUCUCUUUUUUUGUUGUUUUUGUACGAUCUCGAGGGCAGCCACUUUAAGCUUGAAUACGAAAACCUUUAAACCAAUGUAUGUUAUGAAAAUUUAUAUUUUAACCUUUUGUAAUGCGAUAAAAUGCAGUCAUUUACACUUAAACAUUAAAGAUAUUUUCUCUGAUACUGAAAUUGCCUUAGAUUUAUUUGGCUAGUGAGACAAACUUUCUUCGUUUAAAUUCCAUAGUGUUCUAACAGGUAAAACUUUGAUUCUUGAACGAAAACUUUUCAGAAGAAAAUAAUGUUAAUUGAGGAUAACUAGACCGGUCGUCCACAAAAAAACGUGAAUUUGCAACGGGGGUGGGAAGAAUCAAGACUAAAUAUGUCAUAUAAUAAUCUCCACAGAAAAUACCCGCGUCAAACUCAAGCAGCAGUAUUCAGCUGUGAUUUUAUAGAGAAUCCGAACUUGUACGAAAUUACUUCAAAAGACGAUUUUAAGAUCAUUUCAUCCCUCCAUUAUGCACUAUCUAUAUAUAGUAAAGUGGUUUGAAAAUAAUCUACACUAAGCCUCGUGUGCGGUAAAAUACUUAAUGUUCUAUCUAAAAGUGAAAUCCACGAUUUUAUAUCCCCACGAAAUAGCCUCUUUGGCAAAAACCACGAAAUUUCAUGUCCGCGGAAUUAAAUGAUUCCACAGUGUAUACUAUGUAAGUCAACAGUGUAAAUUGAGACUACAUGUAUUUAAACUUCACACUUUUCUGGAACUUGUAAAAUGCUUCUUAUGAAACUGAGAGAAUUUAUUUCAAAAGCAGUUUUUUUUUUCAUUUCUAUUUAGAUUGGUCAGGUUUGUAUUCAUGGCAGUGGUAUCGGCUGGGUCAAGCCCUGUUUACACGAUGUCAAAUAGUGUUGACUGGGCAAUAAAUGUUGUUGCUAUGAAAGAGUGAAAGGGCCAAAAUCAUAACUGAAUAUAGGAAAACUUUAAAAUAAUAAACCUAAAGUUAAUCAGGAGUUGAUUUUUGUAUGAAUAACCGUCAUGUCGGGCCACAAAUGAAAAUAGGUUUUAGAAAUGGCUAACAUAGAGGCAGCUAUUUUAUUGUUUAUGACGCUAUUUACGCACUGACGAAUUAGUAUAAUUAGUUUCUAUAGUUUCCUGAGUUUAGAUGAAAAUCAUGAUAAUUUGUCUUCCCAUAUGUAGAUAUAUAAAUCGACUUUGUACUUGUACUGUCUGUUUGCCACAUAAGUUUGUCCAGACUGCUCCUCAUAUUCGAAAGGACGUAGCAAAACUGUAUAAAAAUACGUCGCCUGCUUUAAUGAGAAAAAUACUUGAGAUAGUUUUGUGUGAGGAAGAGGACAAUAAUGGUAUUAUUUUGUUAUAUUUCGGCUAGCAUUAAAGUCACUCUGACGCUACUAACAGCACUGACAUCAACCCAUCCCACACCAUAAUAAUGAUCGUGCAAAUAACUGUCGCUGGGGUAACGGCUUUGACGUAACCGUUCUAUGCACAAACCAUUUUCGUUAGGAGUGAGCAAUAGAGCAUGGGUAGCUUUUCACAUAUUUCAGUGCUAGAUGCUGUCGCCAGUUAAUAAUCAAUGAUAUUAAAACAAUAGGGUCGGGCCACAAGCUCUUUAAACAUGAGUAAACGGCCCUCUCCUUGCAAAGUUUUCUAUUACAUAUAUUAAUCAUUUUAACGAAGAAUAUAUUUGACAUGUUGAAAGGGAAAAAACAAAGAAACAAUAUCAUAAUGAAAUGGCCUGUAUUUCUAUCCAUUUCUUACAGAAAUGCUAAGAGACCCUUUGUCAUUCUGUUUUGAUAAAAGUAACAAUUUAGUACUACCUCGUUCAAAACGAUUCGAAUUAAUAAUAAAUUUAUAUACCGCUUACGUAAUAAGUUUCUUACGUCCAAGUAAAUAUCAGAUCCUUGUGAGGUGUCA
This is a messenger RNA of Mercenaria mercenaria, 3474 nucleotides long. Its product is annotated as BTB/POZ domain-containing protein 6-like. The record is from RefSeq and is a predicted model, not a curated record. NCBI's taxonomy places the organism in Eukaryota, Metazoa, Mollusca, Bivalvia, Venerida, Veneridae. The transcript has 2 exons. The coding region runs from base 130 to 1338 and encodes 402 amino acids. Gene Ontology annotation, biological process: neurogenesis. Gene Ontology annotation, molecular function: protein binding. Gene Ontology annotation, cellular component: cytosol.